Molecule: messenger RNA, 4229 nt
Organism: Exophiala xenobiotica
Lineage: Eukaryota; Fungi; Ascomycota; Eurotiomycetes; Chaetothyriales; Herpotrichiellaceae
Exons: 3
Coding region: 391-3636 (1081 amino acids)
Molecular function (GO): protein binding
Source: RefSeq, a predicted model, not a curated record
GAGAUCCCUCCGCCCAUAUCACGCUCCAUUUGUUCCUCUUCACUUCUCAGCGGUAACGCUCUGCUCGAUAACGGCACUUCACGACUGUCUGCAUGAACACUUGGUCGCGGUCAUAUUUGGACGUUCCUUGUACCGAGAUUUGCCUCCACCAAGUCUUCCCUCCACGAAUCCAACCCUCCGACUGGAACGACCAGCUACUUGGUCUUCUGCUUGAGCGAAGCCUCGACUGGGCCAAUCGUUCAAACAGGGUUAACUCGAAGACACUACGACUAAGUUCGCCAACAUACCAUAGAGUGUCCUCCCCUCAGACCUGUCCUGCCACGACGCGCCUUAAGACGUUCUCCUCCUGUUCGCAACCCAAAUGCUAGUGUUGAAUUUCACGCCGUCAUAAUGCACGCUUUGGACAAGGAGGAAACAAUGGACGUGGCGUCCGUCCAAGAGCCAUGCCGGCCACGACAUCCGAGCACGUUUCAUGGGCAGAGACCACAGAGCAGAGAUGUCGGAGCAUUUACCAAAGAUGUGGACAGACAUGCUUUACUAGGACAACUGUCUUUCGCUCCCGCUACGCAAACCACUGUUGUCACCACCACGACAACCACGACGACCAGAUUCCCGCCAUUCUUGAUGCGUCCUCCGCGUCAGAUGCAAGAGCUGGAUCUAAAGCACUACCCCCUCGCAGCAAACCCCACACCCGCCAACCUCAAGAAGAUACAAUUUGAAAUCGGAGGAAGACAAACCGUCUUUAGUGAGGCUGAAGACACUUCGCUUGCAUUGGAACAGUUAGAGGAAGAGCAUCGAAGUCUCCGAAGCGCCAAUGGAAGAAUCCGAACUAUCAAGACAUUUCGCCCCUGGUCUGAGAUGCCAGAUGAGGAUUUGACUAUGACAUCGCUGCAUAGACGGGACCAAAAGAGGCCGGCUUCACCAGAAUCCAUCAGUGGCGAUGAAGAUCACAUAGGGCUGCAAGGAUCCGGCUUCGCCUCGAGCCAGCGCGGUGCCUCUGUACGAUCCCACAGCAGACGAGAGCGGCCCGCCGUGCGGUCUUUAUCGAGAGCUCAUGACCUGCAAGACUUGAAUCCGAUCACGCCAGAUAGUAUGCCAAAAGUUUCCCACCAUAGGCGAAUCGACCGAGAUGCCGCCCACACAUCCAGAAGUUCAACCACGCUGCUUCCCUCGCCAAAUAUGGAUCAUCAACCCACAUUUCAAAAUGCUCAGUCUGUUACCUCUAGAGCCAGCCAACACGAUUCGAUGACUCUGGAAGGUGACUCGGGCGUUGAGGGUGAACAAUCAGUACUUGCACGAGACGUGCUUCGAGGAUCUUCUCAAGAAACCGCGGUCCCUACACCUCCGAUUGAUGAAGGCGGUCAAAUACCCACAACUCGGCCGAUAAGCAGACCAGCGCUGUCCUCGGUACCCGCUAGACUGCACGUUGCAGAAAGCCCAUCUGGACAGGAUGGUUCACUACCUAGUCCAUCGUUAUCGCCCGUUACGGCGGCCGCUACUUUGCAACACUCCGGCUAUUUCGCAGACGAUGAUUCAAACUCUGAGGUCGCUUCUCAGCAUGACACGAUUACUGGAAUGAGCGGCGCGGAAAGACCUCUUUCCAACUCUUUCCAUACUCCGCGCAUACCAGAUCACAAUGGCGGAUAUGGGUCCGCCCGAUUUGGCCGAUUCAAAGGUCGCUCCAUUACGGAUAUCCCUGCCAUGCUUGACUACUUUGAAGCCAUUCCUGACGAACUCAAAAGUUAUGUGAUGCACCAACUACUCCGCAGAUGUCCAAAGGCGGCUCUGCAAGUGGUUGCAGAUACUGUCAACCCAGCCUUGAAGUGCGAUUUCCUUACGAUCCUACCGCCAGAACUGGGCCUCAACAUACUAAAAUACCUCGAUCUUAAGAGUUUGUGCAGCGCGGCACAAGUCUCCAAGAAGUGGCGACAAAUGAUCAACAGUGAUGAAAAGGCCUGGAAAGAACUUUUCGACGCCGAUGGCUACACUCUUCCUGAAGGUGAACUGCAAAGAGCAAUCACUGAAGGAUGGGGUUGGCAGGAUCCAUAUGGCUCUGACGGCUAUGAGCAGAACCUCUCCGAUAUGCCGAGCUCGAAGUCCGAAACCGAGGCCAAUGCGUCGUCUCCAUCUACCGUUCCCGCUCCAAAUAGGUUUAGCGGCAUCCUGCGACGAUCGAAACGAAAAGCAGCUACAAUGCUCUCCAAUCGCAACAAGCAUGUCAAACGCACGUAUUCCUCGCGUGAGAAUUCAAUUGACGUCAGUCUCGACUGGUUGAGCCAGGCCUCGAGCGCCGAAGGUCCAUAUAAUGCGGCCAACGCCGCUCUUCUGGCUGUGCCACAACCUGAUGUCGGCCUCCCAAGUCUGAAGGGUCUGCAUCUCUACAAAUCGCUGUAUCGGAGACACCAUCUGAUUCGGAGAAACUGGAUGUUCGAAGACACAAAGCCGCAGCAUAUCGCCUUUCGCGCGCAUGACACCCAUGUUGUGACUUGUCUACAGUUCGAUACUGACAAAAUCUUGACGGGAAGCGAUGACAACAACAUCAAUAUUUACGAAACUAGGACAGGCGUCCUCAAGGCCAUCCUUACUGGUCACGAGGGCGGUGUUUGGGCUUUGCAAUAUGAGGGCAACACCCUCGUCUCAGGUUCAACCGACCGAUCAGUCCGUGUGUGGAAUAUUGCCGAAGCGCGAGAGACUCAAGUCUUCCGUGGUCACACGUCGACUGUGAGAUGCUUGCAAAUCGUUAUGCCCGUCAAGAUUGGCGAGAAUGCCGAAGGCAAGCCAAUUAUGACGCCCAAACAACCACUUAUCAUUACUGGUUCCCGAGACUCCACCCUGCGCGUCUGGAAGCUACCGAGGCCAGAAGAUCCUGACUUGAUCCAGUCGGAGAACGAGGCGGAUGCUGACGACUGUCCCUACUUCGUGCGGACGCUGACUGGGCACCAACAUUCGGUAAGAGCAAUAGCUGCUCAUGCUGACACUUUGGUGAGCGGCAGUUACGACUGCACCGUACGGGUGUGGAAAAUCUCCACUGGCGAGACUAUUCACCGUCUACAAGGCCACACGGCAAAAGUCUACAGCGUGGUCCUGGAUCACGACCGCAAUCGUUGCAUAAGCGGCUCGAUGGACAACAUGGUCCGUAUCUGGGAUCUGCAUACGGGCUCUCUCAAAUAUACCUUGGAAGGCCAUACCUCGCUUGUUGGAUUGCUCGACUUGAACUGCGACAAGCUUGUCUCCGCUGCGGCCGACUCGACCCUACGGAUAUGGGAUCCCGAGAACGGACAGUGCAAGGCCACGCUGAGUGCACACACCGGUGCGAUUACAUGCUUCAAACACGAUGGGCAAAAGGUCAUCUCAGGCUCCGACCGGACGUUGAAGUUAUGGAACAUCAAGACGGGCGAGUGUAUCAAAGACCUUCUUUCAGACCUGAGUGGGGUGUGGCAAGUCAAGUUCAACGAAAGACGUUGUGUUGCAGCCGUACAGAGGGAUGGAUUGACAUACAUUGAGGUCCUUGAUUACGGCGCAGCUCGCGACGGCAUACCCGACCACAACCUCGGCAGACGCAUUGUUGUUGAUGAAUCUGGCUUUGAAGCACGCGCCGAUGAUGACUAUCUUCUAGAAGAUGGUCCGGAUGCAUAGGGCGCGAACGUCCGAACGGAACAUAGGAUGCAUUAGGUGGAGGUGUGGAUUCCACUUCCCUUACAUCUUGCGGUAAUGCUACAGAGCAUUCGCACAAUCACCCGGCGCAUAUUGGAAGGAUUACGAUUCGCUUUUCUCCUGGCACGCCAUUGCAAUGCCUCUUACGACUGUUUACGAGCGCGAGAAUGGGUGCAACUUGGUUACGGAUCGUCAUGUACAGCCUCCGACUCCUGACGAACGAUUGCAUUUUCGGGCGCUAGUUUUGUUUGUUUGGUGCUCACGACUUCAUAUUGAGCUGAAGCAUUUCCAAAAACGACGGGUCUGGUGUCUUGUUUGUGUGCGGCCGAUUGGGAACAUUCUGCAAAUGGCGAGCGACAAAAUGCUGACACGAUGGAGCUUGAGCUUGAGCUGGCUCUUGAACGCUGAGCGCGCGGUUGGACUGGCUAUGCUAUGCUGUGCCGUGCCGUGCCGGACUGUCUGGUGCUACAUGUGCUCUUCAUCUCUUAAGACCACACGGCAUGUAGAUACUAUUGUGUAUGUUUCAGUAGAUAAGUGCCCAAUGCUGUGCUAGAGACCGGUCUGGCAAAUACGAU